Molecule: messenger RNA, 386 nt
Organism: Staurois parvus
Lineage: Eukaryota; Metazoa; Chordata; Amphibia; Anura; Ranidae
Source: the annotation of a GenBank genome assembly
AGCGCGCAGCAUGGCGAUCGGCAGUGCGCUGUGCCCCUCGGACACAGCGGAUCACCGAUCACGGAAGAGCCGAAGAUGUCGGCUCGGUCAUGUGAUCAGCUGUGUCCAAUCACAGCUGAUCACAUAGCACUGAUGAUCAGUGUGCCCUGAUGAUCAGUGUAGCCCCAGCAGUGCCACCUGUCAGUGUCCAUCAGUGCCUCGUGUCAGUGCCCAUCAGUACCACAUCAAUGCCACAUAUCAGUGCCUACCAGUGCACAUCAACGCCACAUAUCAGUGCCCAUCUGAGCUGCCUUUCAGUGUCACCCAUCAAUGCCAGUCAGUGCCACCUAUCAAUGUCAGUCAGUGCCACCUAUCAGUGCUGCCAGUCAGUGCCGCCUAUCAGUGCC